Chondrus crispus (carragheen) is the source of this 276-nucleotide messenger RNA. RefSeq lists its product as hypothetical. The transcript is spliced from 3 exons. The record is from RefSeq and is a predicted model, not a curated record. Lineage: Eukaryota; Rhodophyta; Florideophyceae; Gigartinales; Gigartinaceae. Bases 1 to 276 code for a protein of 91 amino acids.
AUGGAGAGCGGGCAAGUGACGAGCAAAACCCACCGCGCCUUGCCCAAAAUCGCAAAAAGCAGACAGUUGUCCUCCGGUAAUUGGAUCUACUAUCUUUUAAUCAAGCCGCGCUUUGGGGGAGGUGGUGAUUCAGAGAUGAACCCCACCGCGCCUGUAACACGAUACAUCUAUUCAUAUUCAGGGUCACCCCAAUUAGGCUACAAGUAUGUCGUAGAAAUACAUUUGGCGCAAAGAAGCAAGCUACUGCACGCGUCUGGCAAGACUCUCCUCGUCUGA